This is a messenger RNA of Cloeon dipterum, 588 nucleotides long. Its product is annotated as modifier of protein aggregation 4. The transcript is spliced from 3 exons. Bases 155 to 352 code for a protein of 65 amino acids. Lineage: Eukaryota; Metazoa; Arthropoda; Insecta; Ephemeroptera; Baetidae. Gene Ontology annotation, cellular component: cytosol. The record is from RefSeq and is a predicted model, not a curated record.
AUGUUCGGAUAAUAGCCGAAGUUACAGUCGUUCCCAUUCUUCCAGUUCGUUCCUCUAUAACGUUGUCGCCCCACUGAUUUGUUACUGCGGAAAAGCUUGCAAUUUUGGAGUGUCGAGCUUUGCUUGAGAUUCGGGUCGCUCACCUCAAUCUACGAUGACUCGAGGAAAUCAGCGAGAGCUUGCCAGAGCGAAGAACCAGAAAAAGCUUCAAGAUCAACAACGCAAGAAGGGCUCCAAUGAUAAGGACUCAAACAAGGGACUUACGCUCGAGCAGCGCAAGCAAAGAGAUGCUGACCUGAUGAGAGAAAAGCAACAAAAGGCAUUAGACAAGCCCGCAGGCAGUGCCAGCUAAAAGCUUCCAGCGUAACCCUUUCGCCCUUCUUUCAACGUUUCCAUAAAUUUGUAUAUUUUUUCAAUUGGCAUUUCAACUUAGCCAUUGACCACUUUUUCAGUAUGAUGUGACGUUUAAGGUUAUUUGUUUCUUCUGCCUUGGUUGAUUGUUAACAUGUCUGGUGGCACAAUUAAUAAUUACCAUGAAAUGGCCGCGGUACGUUUGGUUUGCAAAUAAAUUUUAAACUCUUGAUAUAA